Molecule: messenger RNA, 783 nt
Organism: Psilocybe cubensis
Lineage: Eukaryota; Fungi; Basidiomycota; Agaricomycetes; Agaricales; Agrocybaceae
Exons: 2
Coding region: 1-783 (260 amino acids)
Cellular component (GO): cytoplasm
Molecular function (GO): phosphoadenylyl-sulfate reductase (thioredoxin) activity
Source: RefSeq, a predicted model, not a curated record
AUGUCGCCAACGUCACAACAACUUCCAGAGCUCUCAAAACCCCUCCAGUUGCCUUUGAGCGAGUCAGAUCUCUCCAGCAUCAACGCCUAUCUGUCGUCUUUGACCCCUGAAGAAAUUCUGAAAUGGGGUGUGGAGUACUUGCCCAACUUAUACCAGACGACGGCCUUCGGACUCACAGGACUUGUCGCGAUCGAUAUGCUGUCCAAAUUGACAUCAUCACCUCCUCCUUUGAUCUUCUUGGACACCUUAUACCAUUUUGCAGAGACAUAUGAACUGGUGGAGGAUGUGAAGAAACGAUACGGUGUCCCAGUUCGCGUUUUCAAGCCUGAAGGAUGCGAGACAGCGAAGGAUUUUGAAGAGACUUAUGGUUCAAAAUUGUGGGAAACAGACGAAGCCAAAUACGAUUAUCUGGUCGAACCAGCACGGAGAGCCUAUGAAGCCUUUAACGUCAAAUCUGUCAUCACUGGCCGACGCGCAUCACAAGGCGCCGCACGCGCUUCUCUCCAGCCCCUCGAAGUCGACUCUACUGGACUCCUCAAACUCAAUCCCCUCUUUGCGUGGAACUUCUCAUUAGUUGAGUGGUAUAUCAAGGAGAAUAAUGUUCCAAGGAACAAACUCCUCGAUCAAGGGUAUCGCAGCGUUGGCGACUGGCAUAGCACCACGAAAGUUGCGGAAGGUCAGGAUGAACGGGCUGGAAGGUGGGCUGGAAAGGAAAAGACUGAAUGCGGUUUGCAUGAGGACUACUUCAAAAUGAAAGCUCAGGCAAAAGUUGCAGCCCAGUGA